CUUGCUUCCAAGCAAGGAACCCAACGAUCUAAUCCACAUACUUCCCCUCCUACCCUUUUUUCAUCAUUCCCCCAACUCUUCAGCCAUUUAAAUCUCCCCAAACUCACUAAAAAAACUCCAAUCCUCCCAUCGUCGUUUCCAUCAAUCUCUCUCUGGAUUUUCUCACAUUUUUUCAUUUUUUCAUUUUUUCUCUCUGAUGGGUAUCAAAGGAUUCACCAUUUUCUUCAUGCUCCUCGCAAUAUUAUUCUCUUUUCUCUACAUUCCGACCAAACUGACGCUGCCCAUCUCAAACUUCCGGCCGAUUAUGAACUACUUGAAUGUGCAAAGAUCCAACAAGCCGUACCCGGCGACGUUCGCCUACCUGAUCUCGGCGUCGAAAGGCGACACCGGAAGGCUAAAGCGGGUGGUGAAGGCAUUGUAUCAUCCCGCGAAUUACUAUUUGAUUCACAUGGAUUACGGUGCGCCGGCGGCGGAGCACCGGGAUUUAGCGAGGUUUGUGGCGGGGGAACCGGUUUUCAGCCAAGUGGGUAAUGUGUGGCUGGUUGAGAAGCCUAACUUGGUGACGUACAGAGGACCCACCAUGCUGUCCACCACUCUCCAUGCAAUGGCAAUGCUGUUGAGGACCUGCAAUUGGGAUUGGUUCAUUAAUCUUAGUGCUUCUGAUUACCCCUUGAUCACCCAAGAUGAUCUAAUUCACGCCUUUUCGGAGGUGCCCAGAGAUCUAAAUUUCAUACAGCACAGCGGUCACUUGGGUUGGAAAUUGAAUAAGAGAGGGAAGCCAAUAAUAAUAGACCCAGGACUGUAUAGCCGCAAUAAGUCUGACAUUUGGUGGGUUAUUAAACAGAGGUCCGUCCCAACGGCUUUCAAGCUCUAUACAGGUUCUGCAUGGACAAUACUGUCAAGAUCUUUUGCUGAGUACUGCAUAGUGGGGUGGGACAAUUUGCCAAGAACCCUUCUCCUCUACUACACCAACUUUGUCUCAUCUCCUGAGGGAUACUUCCAGACAGCCAUCUGCAACUCUGAAGAGUACAAGAACACUACAGUAAACCAUGAUCUCCAUUACAUCACUUGGGAUAAUCCUCCAAAGCAGCACCCUAGAUCCCUUGUCCUCAAAGAUUAUAGGGGCAUGGUUUUGAGCAACCGCCCGUUCGCCCGGAAAUUCAAGAAAAACGACAGGGUUCUUGACAAAAUCGAUCACCAGCUUCUCAAAAGACGACAUGAGCAGUUCUCUUAUGGGGGAUGGUGUUCUGGGGGUACUGGGAAGAAGUAUAAUACAUGCUCAGCUUUGCAGAGUGAGAAUUUUGGUGUUUUGAGGCCUGGAGCUGGGGCUAGAAGGCUGAAAACUUUGCUCACCAGAACUCUUUCUGAGAGGAAUUUCCACAGGCAGCAGUGUAGAUGAUUCAUUCUUUUAUUGAAAAAAUAAAUGCACAGUGUGAUGGGGUAUAAGCUGCUAUGAAAUCUUCAUUGUGUAGUACUUGCAUUUUUUGAAGAAAGAGCAGGUAAUGAUUUAGGCUUGUGCCUGUUAUUUUUGUUGGGUUUAUAUAUCAAAGAUCCACCUUAAGAAAGAAAGAAAGAAAGAAAGAAAGAAAAAUCUCUUUCGUUUCAGAAUGUGAUAUAGUUCAAGUUUAUUUACAUGUAUGA
Corylus avellana is the source of this 1641-nucleotide messenger RNA. RefSeq names its product Core-2/I-branching beta-1,6-N-acetylglucosaminyltransferase family protein (gene UNE7). The record is from RefSeq and is a predicted model, not a curated record. Gene Ontology annotation, cellular component: membrane. Lineage: Eukaryota; Viridiplantae; Streptophyta; Magnoliopsida; Fagales; Betulaceae. Gene Ontology annotation, molecular function: glucuronosyltransferase activity.